AACCUUUGUCCGCCACUAUUAUGUGUUCGUGUGGAAAACAACAUGCUCUCAGAUGGAGCUUUACUGAUAUUUAACAAGUCUGUGCUUCCUUAUCUGUCAGAUGUGUGAUAUUUAGAUGUGUUGCUCUUUACCGACAUUAUGGCAUGAUUAUUAGCUGCAGUGAGAAACACGAAAAACUGCUUCAAACAGCAGAUAUGUGGCUAACGGGACUAGCAAGAACGCUAGCCAGCUAGCUCAGCAGCUACAGUUGUCCAAUAACUUGAUGAACAUGUGGAGACUUUUAACGCCCCCAAAAUGUACUCGUUAUGUUAAAAUAUGUUUCAGAGUAUUAAAACAGGCAAACAGCCAUAGGUGUUUUUCAAUCAGCUGCCAGUCUGAUGAAUAUAUCCGGAGAUUUAUUUCAGAGCACACAGAGAUAGUUGGGGAGCAGAGCCUGACUCCAGAGGUCAAACUGAGACUGUUCACCACAAACUGCAGGUUUUGGCGAGAAAGACCGGAGCUCUGGCCUUUUGGUGACCCGUACUGGGCCAUAUACUGGCCAGGAGGACAAGCACUCUCAAGAUACCUCUUGGAUAACCCCGGAGUGUGUCGGGGUAAGGCAGUUCUGGAUCUGGGGAGCGGCUGUGGAGCCUCAACCAUCGCUGCAAAACUAUGUGGUGCUGUUCAUGUAGUUGCUAAUGACAUUGACAACGUUGCAGCUAUUGCGACCCAGAUGAACUGUGAGCUGAAUGGUCUGGAGCCACCUGUUUGUCUGACUGACAACAUGAUUGGUUCACAAGCCAGUUGCUUUGACCUGAUCCUGCUAGGUGACAUGUUCUAUGAUGAGGCCCUUGCCACCAGCCUUCACAGCUGGUUGGACCGCUGCGUCAAAACCCACGGCACCAAAGUCCUGAUCGGAGAUCCUGGAAGGGCCCAGUUUGAGGAACACGGCAUCCGACAACUCCUGCGUCAGCUGGCUCAGUAUGAGCUUCCUGAGUCUGUCAGAGAGGAGAACUACGGUCUAACCUGCAGCCGUGUUUGGUGCUACCGUCCUGAACUCUGAGGUCCGGAGAGUCAAGUCAAGUUGAUUUUAUUUAUCUAGCCAAAUAUCACAAAUUUGCCUCAAGGGGCUCUUGUGAGGGAACUUUCCUAAAGGUGCUCAAUGUGGGUCAAAGGUGAGGUGCAGUUUAUAUGCAUGUCACAUUUAGGUCACUCGUAGACUUAGAAAUAGAAUGACCUCAGUCUCUAAAAAAUGUUUAUACUGCCGUUUUUCUCUGUGGGUGAAUCACGACACCAGGGUAAAAAGUAAUGAGCCAUUGCCUAGAAGCCAAGGACAACAGAUAUGGUGCUCUGCUUCACUCUUAGAUGUUUACAGAUUGUCUACCCUUCAGAAUGUGACCUGCUAAUCCCAAUGUGACUUAGGUAAGCAUUAGAUUUCAACAUCCAAUAAGAAGGAAGAAUCCACAUAUUUAGGCAGGAGGAUUACAUGCACUCCUAAAUAAAAUAAAAAAUUAGGAGCACACAAAGAAAUUUAGGAGCACAGUGAAAAAUGUUUAUUAGUUUAUUAACAUUUUAUUAAAUGCAUAUCUAUACUUUGUGUGUGCUUCUUCUCCUUGUGUGCAAUUACGAUGUGAAAACCAGUGGAGGACUAUGGUAAGCAUUAGAUCUUAACUUAUCCAUAUUGUGGACCAAGAGGGAAUCUUCAGUAGUUCUGUAUUGUUACUCUGUACUGCUUUUGUCUUUCUCCUCGGCCAAGUUAGUAAAUAUUCCUGCUUAAGACAUCCUGAGAUUUCCUGAGGCCUUCUUCAUCAAUAAGUUGAAUAGGUCACCAUAAUUUUACUGCACAGCUUUACAAUCCAUACAGCAUGCGACACCCUCUUUCCUUAGACCCUUGAUUUAGAUAAGAAAAAAAACCUCCCCUUUUAACCCCUUCCAGGACAAACAGACAAACAAUAGAUGUGCAUGCAGAAGAGACCAACAUAGUAAAAUUACAGAAGUGACAAUCAGGAUGAUAAAAUUAUAGAUGGAUUAAAAUCAUAUCUUCUCUG
Messenger RNA from Micropterus dolomieu (smallmouth bass), 2027 nucleotides. It is a transcript of the gene etfbkmt, whose product is annotated as electron transfer flavoprotein subunit beta lysine methyltransferase. Gene Ontology annotation, cellular component: mitochondrial matrix. The coding region runs from base 263 to 1042 and encodes 259 amino acids. The record is from RefSeq and is a predicted model, not a curated record. The transcript has 3 exons. Gene Ontology annotation, molecular function: protein-lysine N-methyltransferase activity. Gene Ontology annotation, biological process: peptidyl-lysine trimethylation. Lineage: Eukaryota; Metazoa; Chordata; Actinopteri; Centrarchiformes; Centrarchidae.